UUUAUCAGUUGCAUAAAAAUACUUAUCCAGUUAUAGUAUGACAACACCGCCCUCCAGUGGCUGGUGCAAAAUCUCUUUCUGGUUGAGAUUUGAGAAUCACUGAACGCUUUCCGACAGGGACUAAACAUGUCACGUACGUAAUGGUUUGAAUUAGCUGUUCAUUUCACAAAUUCUGGAUCAACUGCUAUAUGAUUCUCGUCGUGUUCUCGGCCAACAACCCAGAAAGAUGCCACAGAGAACACUGGGAUCCAUUGUAGGUCUGCUUUGCACCGGGACCUGUUUGGUACAGGGUAAGGAGUUCUGUUUUGGAGUGAACAAUGAGCAAUACCGGUGUGAGAUGGGGUACUGCUGCGGGGAGACAGAGUGCUGCACCUACUACUACGAGCUGUGGUGGUUCUGGCUGGUGUGGACCCUCAUUAUAAUGCUGAGUUGCUGCUGUGCCUACCGACACCGUCGGGUCAAGAUGCGGCUGCAGCAGGAGCAGCGCCAGCGUGAAAUCAGCCUUAUGGCCUACCAGGGAGCUUCUAGCUCCUUCAUCUCCCCUCCACCCCUCAACCUGAGGUUCUGGACAGACUGCAAGCUUCCUGACUAUGAAGAGGUGGUGGGUCAUCCCCCGACUCCCCCUCCGCCUUACUCCGAGAUCCCCCCAGAGACCACCCCUGCCACCCUGCUGCCCCCCAUCCAAUCAGAAGCGGUCGUGGUGCUGGAGCCCCCAACAGAGGACGCGCCAAGAGAGGAGCAGGCCGCCAAUUCGUCAGCAGACCAGGAAGCCGCGUCUGUGCCCAGCCAAUCAGAGAGACCGGUGGAGGUGGACCGUGAAGGCCCAUUGGAGGAGCUGCUGACCCGGCGCAGGCACGUGACGGGCGACUCAGGGAUUGAGGUGUGUGUGUGCCAACUAGAUGAGGGCUCUGGGCCGGAGGAGGACGAGGAGCAGGUGUGUCUGGGGGCUACGGGGGACUGCUGCUCUGCCUCUGAUCACACCCUCAGACACAAAGAGAGAACCCCUGAGCCCCAACCUCAGCCCCAGACCAGCACCGGAGAUCGCCUGGUCUGAGCUCCACCACCUACCAUCCCAGAGGCUGCUGUUGCUGCUGGAUCUGCGCUUUAAAGAGGGAGACCCAAGAGAGCUCUUGUCAUUGUCAUCAUAACAAUAACCCAGAUACCACCAGCAAAUGAAAUGCCCCACAACUCACCAAAUGAACCAGGUUGUCCUGUUUGACAUGCUUCUCAGUUAUGAUCCAUAAAAUGAUGAUGAUGAUGAUGAUGAUGACAAAGAAAAGCUCUUAUUUGAGAAAGAAUUUUCGUGUGGCUAAUGGUUUCAUUCUUUAAUACCCAUGGAAGGUCCCUCUGCUUUGUUUAAUUCUUAACAUGGGGAUGAGGAAAAUGCCAAGUAUUCAUGGAUGGGGAGGGGCUAACACUUCUAGAGAGACCACCAAGUGGUAAGAAGAGGUGUUGACGCUGGCACAGAAUUGACUACAUCUACCCACCCACCCCCCACCUAUGUCCCUCAUUUUCCCACCCCACUGUCUGGCCUGGACAUUUUCUUCUGGUCCUUCUAACAUUUCACCUACGUGCGGACAGGACAGCAUACCACAACGGUCACCAACCCACAGGCCUCUAGGCCCCAGCACAUAAGAGCCAAAACAGAAGAUAAUGCUACAAGACAGAACUGACCUGAAGGGACUGAACAAGGGGUACAAACUGAGAAAUUGAACUGUUUUUGUAAGGGUGUGUGUAUUGUGUAAUCUAGGGCACAGCUGCAAAGUGAUGUCACCCCGGAGUCAUUUUAGCCUGCGUCUGGUUUCCUCGCGGAGUGACAGCAGGGCUAUUUGCAUCCAGAGAAGAGGCUUGGAAGGGGAAGUGAAGAUGUGCCUGUCUCUUAUAGGCUCUCCCUCUCUGGACUGUGUCCCAAUAACACCAGACUCCUCCCCCUAAAGCCCCCGCUUCCCAUCCCACAUGACUCCACCAGUACUCCGGUCAACACUUGGCCAGACUGAAAUGUAUUGAAUGGACUGGAACAGAUUUUUUGAUGUGCGUGCUAUCUGGCCUGACUGUGGCCAAGUGAACUGAAGACUAAGCUGUGACAUUAUCCCAUCGCUGUGCCUGCAACUUGGUGUCUAUAAAAAGCCUUGCAGGGUCGACCGUGUGCGUCCCAGACCGCCGGUGAUGUUACGUGGAAUACUGAAGGUUCAGCUCUAUAGUACUUUGCUCCUCUAUCAUUUUCUUGUCAUUGUAUUACUUUUUUCUAAAAACCAGCUUUGGCUGAGGCCACUAUAACCCACAUUAAUGGCAACACAGCGCUUACCAAGGUGCUGCUGUGGGUGUAUUGUGUGUGUAUAGGAGGGGUGUAGUCUUAUUUGGCGUAUCCACAAAGUGCCCUGGCCCCUGGUGUAGUGCACUCAACUCACCAGGCUUUAGACCACUUUUAUAAACAAUGCACUGGGAUCUUGCAUAGAGGGCAUGAGUAAUUAGUGUGUGUGUGUAGGUAGAUGUAUGUUCUGAUUCGUCGUGUCAGUAACGGUGUGUUUUCAGCGCCUGUUUCAUAUAGGGAAACACUCCCAGGCCAUUGGCCCCUAGCUGACAGUGACGAAUCGGCUGCUGUUUCGACCCAGAAGCAGCUGGAGCCUGAUGGUGACGCACCUUCACCACAUGAGUCCCCUGGUCGUGUGGGGCUCGGACGGAGUGAACCAAGGUUUUAAGUAUAACCUCCCUGUAUCUAGUUUCAUCAUGUUGUUAUGACUGCACCGGGCCUGCAGUGUGCUGUUGCGUACUCCCUUGGCUUGCAGUGGUGUGAACCCUGUAGGAGCAAUGCUAGCGAUUUAUGGUGUUAUUUUCCAUUGUGGGGAUGGCUUUGCUGUGUGUGUAGGGUUAGCGUAGCUGCACACUGAUAAACAGCAUGUUCCUCGGUGUUGUGCGUUGCUUGCCUAAGCAUGUGUGUCGAAGCGUAGUUGUAGAAUCGGGUGUGGAGUGCAUGUGAUCUUACUGUGCAGUUCCACCUAGAAGAAGAAGCACAACAAAAGUCCAGCUGCUUUGGGGGGGCGUGUGUUUUAAAUGGCAGUGAUAUAUGAUAGUUGUAUUGAUUUGUUUUCAUGCAGCACAUACUGGUCAAUUAGGUUAUGGACUGAUGCACUGUUUAUUAUUCACUUCUAAUGAAAAAGGAAAUGGACUCAGAUUUAUUCUGACUAUCAAUCAAGAAAUAUUUGAUCACCCCGUUGCAGGAGAACUUUCCUGCAAUUCAGAAAAUGUAAAACAUUUAGUGUAUUUGAGAUUCGCACAUCUGACCUACCUUUGUUGCAGGUGCAUGGUAAAAGAAGAAGCCCGCACACUGCUCUUGCUUGUAUCACUGCUCAUUAUUAAGCUUUACGCAUCGGCCUCAAGGCUUUUGUGAGUAUUUUUUAUUUGCACCCUUAUGUAGACAUUGCUCCACCCACAUCCAUUCAACGCAUCUAAUGGGGUUGGAGUCGAGGGAAAUAUAACUAUGCAUUUCAUAGGUAUUCUAAUAGUGUGUACAUAAAACGUAUUAAACACGUCUGUAAAACCACAA
Molecule: messenger RNA, 3544 nt
Organism: Coregonus clupeaformis (lake whitefish)
Lineage: Eukaryota; Metazoa; Chordata; Actinopteri; Salmoniformes; Salmonidae
Product: WW domain-binding protein 1-like
Exons: 4
Coding region: 227-1054 (275 amino acids)
Source: RefSeq, a predicted model, not a curated record